AUGAGUAUAGCUGCAUAUGCGUAUGAAUCUGACAGAGCUAAACGUUUAUAUUUUGGUCAAUACUCUCUCACACUUACUGACAAAUAUAUUGUUAUUUCUGAUGGAAAUACUGAGAAAUAUAUAACAUGGAAGGACUAUGAAAAGUUUGACCCUAUUUUAACUCCAUGUACUAUGCCAUUCAUUGUAAAUGGUGAAGUUGUCAUGAAGAACGACACAACUGUUUAUAGGUCUGUAUAUGAAGCAUUAGAAUAUAUGUUGAAUUAUAAUCCCGAAAGAUUUGACCCAAGCACUACACCAUGUGUAAUGCCCUUUAUUAAGGAUGGUAAAAUCGUAAGGGUUCCGAAUUCAACGGUUUAUACAGCUGUUCAAAACAGUUUACAAAACAUUUUAGCGAAUAUCUUUAAUUCAGAAACUACAGAAAUAAAAUUACCGUAUAUAACAGAUGCUAAAGAAAUUAAAUCAAGAAUUACAACAUUAUUUGCGUCACUUAACGAUUUAAUGACUUAUAUAAUUAAUACUCCCCAGCCGACUUCGGCAUUUGACCCUAACUCGACGGUUUGCAGUGUGCCUUUCAUUGAUGACAGUUCAGUAAUUGCUUUAAGGGAUUCAACAGUUAAUGAAUCAUUAAAGGCUUCAUUAAUGAAAAUCAUUGAUUUUAACUCAUUCAUGAAUACAUAUAAUUCAUUCAUUAAUGUUUCAUACACUUCUAAAGAAGGUGAGCCAAAAACUAUCGAUAAAGCGGUGUAUGAAAUAAAAGCAUCAAUGACGAAAUUGAAUUCGUUAACUUUUGACGGUGAUAGUUCCGUUAACAGCAUGACAUCAGGAAAAAACGAUUUUAACGAAAGAAUAUUUAAAAUCUCAUGUUAG
This is a messenger RNA of Trichomonas vaginalis G3, 867 nucleotides long. RefSeq names its product organellar and viral DNA polymerase type B. The transcript has a single exon. Lineage: Eukaryota; Parabasalia; Trichomonadida; Trichomonadidae. The record is from RefSeq and is a predicted model, not a curated record. The coding region runs from base 1 to 867 and encodes 288 amino acids.